GCAGAAAGCUUUUCUCAAAUAACGAAUGACGAGCUUGACAAUCUUAUUAAAGCUAUCCUAACAAUAACGCCGCAGUCUGGGCUUGGUUUAAUCCGAGGUGCUUUGAGAUCUAGAGGUUUAUUAGUACGGCAAAGACAUCGCGUAAUUGCUGCCUUGCAGAGAUUAGAUCCA
Molecule: messenger RNA, 171 nt
Organism: Paramuricea clavata
Lineage: Eukaryota; Metazoa; Cnidaria; Anthozoa; Malacalcyonacea; Plexauridae
Source: the annotation of a GenBank genome assembly